UCAGUCAAACAAUCAAAGCAUGCGCUGGUACUGCUCGUGUCGGCGCGGCGCGGCAAGGUCCGUUUAGCCACUUUAUACUUAAAAUACUAAAACUUCGGGUAGUAAAGACGAUUGUGAAUGUUUGCAAACGAGAAUUUUAUGAACUAGUGCGUUUAGCAACCGUCAAUAAAAAUGCUGCAAAAAGCAGCCAUUAUAGAUUUAGAACUCUGACGUCACAAAAACCCAUGAUGGCCGACUUUGUUGGCCAAUUAGACGGCAGAGUGAAGAUCGUUUGGGUCAGUUUGAAAUUCAAACUUAUAACCUAUACAACAACUUAUUAUUUGUUGUGGUGCACUCAAAUUACGGAUAAAUCCAUUAAUUAAUAAUUCAGAGACGGGAAAAUGAUCUUAAACUGGUGGUAGCUAUAAAAGGACAUCGCGGUGACUUUUAAUCAUCUUCUAAAGUUUAACGGUUAAAAUAUCUGAGUAUAAUUCAAAAGCACAUCUUUACCAAUACUUUGAAAAUUAUAUCUAUAUUUGCAGGUAUUUUCAUUGUUUAAUUCUUAUUCGUUAAUUAGAACUUUAUAGAGGAACAAAGUAAGUAGUGUUAGGUUUUUAUAUCUGUAUCUAGAUAGAUUCUCUCAGUAUACGACUGUAUACGCUUGCUAACCAAAACAUAUAGGUAACCUCUCAAACUAAAAGCGCAUAUUGUGUUAAAAAUUUCUACAAACUUACAAUAAUGAGUGCACUCGCGGAACUAGACGCUUCUUAUUUAAAAUCAAUAAAUGCACUACACUCCAAAGACCACCUACUCAACAGUAAACCAUCGCUGCAGACGUAUCUUGAAGAGGCAAUUAAAAGUAAAACAGGCAAAGAUUGCAACCUUACAGCUAUGGUGCAAUCUCUGAUGAGACAAUCAGGUGUAGAGAUGCUAAGUACUGCUAUGGAUGAUGCCAAGGCAACCUCCACUUCUGAUAAUGAAUUGGAAUUAGACUUGUUACUAAAAGAAGACUUGGCUUGUGUGAUUUGUCAGGGUAUGGAUGUUGGGGCUCGUAAUCGAUUACUUGAAUGCUCUGACUGUCAUGCCCUUUACCAUCAAGAAUGCCAUCAACCUUCUGUUACCCAACAGGAGGCAGAUAAUGCAUGGGUUUGUGCCAGUUGUAAGGAAAUUAGAAAAGCAAAGAAGAGUCCUACACAUUCUUCCUCUUCAUCAUCUACACAUAUUUCCUCUAAACCAAAGAGCAGUUCUAACUCACCAAGGCACCCAAGUGACAAGGGUGAUAGAAGUGAAAAAGGUGACAGGAGUUCAAGUAGUGGAUACAAAUCAAGCUCAUCCAAAUCUGGUUCCAAAAGUGGAUCAAGUAGUAGCAGUGGAAGCAAAUCAUCUUCAUCAGCAAGUAAAAGUUCAUCCUCAAAGCAUACACCAGUUACUACAAGCAGUUCUAUUGUAAGUGCGGAUAAGAGGCUUCAAAACAUGAAGAAAAAGGCCGCCAAGUUGCAUGAGAAGAAGAAAUUACCGCGAUAAAUUGAUUUAUACUGUUAAACGAUUUAUACGUUUUUUUUGUGUGAUACUUAUACAACUGAUUUAAAAUUUAAGGUUAGAUAUUGACUGAGCAUCCAACAGAUAUUGACUGUGUAUGAGGAAAUACUUUUUAAUUUUAUGUAUGAUGAUAGUUUUAUAAGUUUUGUCGAUAAUUUAUAUUCUUUAAUCUCUUUCACUAAACAUAAAUUUAUUUAUUCAUACUGUAGUAUAAGUAUGCAGUGAAAUAAAUAAAAAAGUUAAAGAAUUGGCA
Messenger RNA from Dalotia coriaria, 1771 nucleotides. RefSeq names its product integrator complex subunit 12-like. Bases 718 to 1503 code for a protein of 261 amino acids. Lineage: Eukaryota; Metazoa; Arthropoda; Insecta; Coleoptera; Staphylinidae. The record is from RefSeq and is a predicted model, not a curated record. The transcript has a single exon. Gene Ontology annotation, cellular component: integrator complex. Gene Ontology annotation, biological process: snRNA 3'-end processing.